Molecule: messenger RNA, 1620 nt
Organism: Closterium sp. NIES-65
Lineage: Eukaryota; Viridiplantae; Streptophyta; Zygnematophyceae; Desmidiales; Closteriaceae
Source: the annotation of a GenBank genome assembly
AUGGCUACCACUUCACGCACUGAUCGUUCAUUUUCCGGGAGCUCGGAAAGAGUCGCAGCUACUGACCGUCCCGUCGUUGCAAAAGCUCACUCAGGUGCUACGGAUGACUCGAGCUCCAAGUCCGCUAGGCCGUCUGCAGCAGCAGGAACGGCUGUAGCGGCCGCGAUCCUUGCAGUUGUAAUUUCCGCGAUUGCCGCGGCAGCAGCGGGGGGGGUAUUUUCUGACGGAGUGGGAAAUUUCAAGCUGGGAAACUGGAAAUCUGCUUUUCAUCUGACUCAAAGGGACCCAAGAAUUGAGUCGGUUCAGGUGGACCCGGAAUUCCGACACGUGGCGGGAGCGGGGCCUGGGAUUGGUGCGAGUGAGGUUGUUGUUGACGUGGACCGGCUUCAGGAUCAGAUCGACCACGUCGCCACCUUCUCCAAUGACGAGCCGCCAGCUGUCACUCGUGUCCUGUUCACGGAGAACGACGUGAGGGCAAGAGAUUACGUGAAGACGCUUAUGAGGGAAGCGGGGCUGGGUAUAAGAGAGGAUGCUAUCGGCAACAUCUUUGGCAGAUGGGAGGGGUCCAAUGAAUCGUUGCCAGCUGUCGUCACAGGGUCGCACACGGAUGCGAUCCCAUUGGCCGGGAAGUACGACGGCGUUGUGGGGGUGCUGGGAGGGAUCGCAGCAGUGCAGGCGUUGAAGCGGGCCGGGUUCUCCCCCCAUCGCCCGAUCGAAGUGCUCAUGUUCACCUCUGAAGAACCCACCCGCUUCGGGAUCGGCUGCCUGGGCAGUCGCAUGUUGGCCAAUCAAACUGGCUAUCUCGAUCGCCUGCUGGCGCUCCAGGACAAAGACGGCCGGCCAUUCGCCGAGGCUGCCGCUGAAGCUGGUUACGGAGAGGCUCGGAACGCAGGUUCGGUGGCAGCUGUGGCUUUGGGUCGGGAACAAGUGGGCGCUUUUGUGGAGCUGCACAUCGAACAAGGGCCGCUAUUGGAAGACCAAGGGCUGGACAUAGGCAUAGUGACAGCAAUAGCGGCGCCAGCAACACUGAUGGUCGAUUUCAGUGGAGGAGGGGGGCAUGCCGGCGCACUGCUCAUGAAGCAUAGGAAUGAUGCAGGGCUGGCAGCUGCUGAGCUCUCAUUGGCUGUUGAGGCAGCUGUGCUGGCGACCAGGGCAGACGAUACAGUGGGGACCACAGGGCAUCUCAUGCUUCAGCCGAACGCAGUGAACAGCGUGCCUCGCCAUGCACACUUGGAGAUUGACAUAAGGGAUAUUGACGAGGCGAGGCGGGAUGGCGUGGUGUCAAAAGUCAUGGCGGCCGUCAGGAGCAUUGCCGCCAGACGGAAAGUGAAGGUGGAGAGAAUGGAGCUGGUCAAUGCCGACCCGCCCGCCCAGUGCAGCAGCAUGGUGACGUCAGCAGUUUUGUCUGCAGUGCAGGAGCUGGGGCUGAGCCACCAGCGAAUGGUCAGCCGGGCGUAUCACGAUGCACUGUUCAUGGCGAGACUAGCUCCAACGGGCAUGAUCUUCAUUCCGUGCCGAGGAGGAGUGAGUCACCGCCCGGACGAGUUCACGUCCAAGGCCAACCUCGCCAACGGUGUGCGUGUGCUUGCUCUUACACUCGCCAAGCUCUCGCUGCAGUGA